AUGAAAGGGUUCAAUCUCAAGACGAAAAAAUGGACCGAUCUCUCCAUUGAUCGCUUUUCGGAAAUCCAGUGGAAUAUCGGCGCAUUCGAGAGUCUCGUCAUCAGCAGAAAGAUGAAACGCCUGAUCCAAGCCCUCAUAACGAACCAAAUCGAGGCGGAACAUUCAACCGACAUCAUCAGUGGCAAAGGCAACGGGAUCAUCAUGCUUCUUCACGGCGGCCCAGGCACGGGUAAGACCCUAACGGCGGAGAGCGUAGCCGAGAUUGCAAGAAAGCCGCUGUACCCUGUCACAUGCGGUGAUAUUGGUACAGAGCCGCGCGACGUGGAGAAGUAUCUCGAAUCAGUUCUCCACCUAGGUAAGACCUGGGGCUGCGUGGUUUUACUAGAUGAGGCCGAUGUCUUUCUCGAACAGCGCAGCCUUGAGGAUCUCAAGCGGAACGCUCUGGUCUCUGUUUUCCUCCGGGUCCUUGAAUACUACGACGGCAUCCUGAUACUUACAAGCAACCGAGUCGGGACGUUUGAUGAAGCUUUCAAGUCGCGAAUCCAACUUGCGAUUCACUAUACCAAUCUGACAACGCACCAACGGACGAUGAUUUGGGGCAACUUUUUCCGACGCCUGAAGGACAUGAGUGACGAGGACAUCGACUUUGUGGAUCUCGAGGACCACAUCGAGGAUUUGGCCCAACACAAGAUGAACGGGCGUGAGAUUCGCAAUGUGAUCACGACGGCACGGCAGGUUGUCAGGUGGGAAAGAAAGCAGCAGAAGGAGCCAUCUUACUCGCUGAACUACAAAGUGAUGGACGAGGUUAUCGAGACGUCUCGCAAAUUCGACAGUUAUAUCGAGAAGCUGAAUAUGGGAAUGAGCCAUGACGAGCUGGCUGAAAACGAGGGACUGCGAUUGGCAAAAGAGGCAUGA
Molecule: messenger RNA, 915 nt
Organism: Colletotrichum destructivum
Lineage: Eukaryota; Fungi; Ascomycota; Sordariomycetes; Glomerellales; Glomerellaceae
Product: Putative AAA+ ATPase domain, ATPase, AAA-type, core
Exons: 1
Coding region: 1-915 (304 amino acids)
Molecular function (GO): ATP binding; ATP hydrolysis activity
Source: RefSeq, a predicted model, not a curated record